UUCACUUUCACUUGCUUCAUUGAGUUAGAGUUGAACUGAGCCUCCGGGGUAUGUUUCUUUCGAUAAACAGGGCGGUUUUGGGUGUAACGGAGCACUGAAAGCAGAUGAUCUAUCACUGGCAAUUUCCCAGUUGCUGAUAAUUAAAACCGAUUGUGAAAUGUCUUAGGAAGGUAUAAAGCAGGCAAAGCGAAACUACACAGGAGAAGCAGCUACGAUGGACGUGGAUAAGCUCAGGGAGUAUAUACAGUCAUUCUGCCUUAACGAUUGCCCACUGGGGAACCAGGGCUACACUCGGAUCCUCCUUCAGCUCUUUGGGUUCCUGGGGCACGGCAAGUCUUCUCUCAUUAACUCCUGUAAAUUUGCCCUGUUGGGUAAGGGGUUCAAAAAGCAUGCAGAGGCUGCGGCCAAUGAUGGUGGCCUGACGAUGGAAAGGAAGUCCUACCAACUUACAGGGAACAUCACAAUGGUGGACAAUAGAGGGUGCGCCAUGAUAAACCCCUAUGAGAUGGCGGAAAUCUACGCUCAGCUGUGUAACUUUGUCCCACUGGAUGAGAGAGUAGAAUGGAACCAGAAUUACGAGGACAUGAUGUUUCGGCUGGAGGAUGAUGAUGUGAAUCCAAAUUUUGCAGAUUUCGUUGUUCCAAUAUUUGUCUACAGUGUCAAGAAAGCCAUAAGUGGCAGGGAAAUAGAUGAAAUUCAACCUUUUCUUAAAAACUGCAGAGAUCUGACAGGGAUAUUUCCCAUCAUCGUCCUGACCAACAAGACCAGCGGGGAUUUUGCCGAGCUGCGCAAUAUAUUUGAAGGCAUGGGGGCAGAGGAGAUACUGGCAGUGGAGAAUUAUACAGACGAGGAUCACUUUAAGACCCGGGGGAGACACACACUGUUCCUGGAGCUGAUCCAUAAAGCACUAAAAGACGUGAGCUUUUGUAUGAAAGAGCAGCGGGACCCCAUAAGGGACAGAGCUCAGCGCAAAAAAUUCCUUCUCAAAUACGUGCACGAGAGGGAUCUAUAAUAAAGUCAAUAAUAACAACAGUAACUGCCAGACGUCACCAUGCUAUACCUGUAUCUUCAGUGUUAGGGGGAGAUUUACUAACUUUGGGUAGAAAUUCUUUACCCUUUUCAACUUUUUUCCCCAGGAAAAAAAUGGUUUCAAGUAAAAAAUAAUUGGAUCUAUUAUCUGGAAUGUUUGAGACCAGAUAAAAGACAUUAUCCCCAAUUAAGCUGGAUAGCGGCAUUAAAAGUGUUUUCAUAUGCAGUGAUCCUCAUUCUCCUGAAAUUUUGGGGCCCAUGGGAGACAAAUUAUUAUGAAUAACAUUGUCCUAAGGAUUUUUUGGGAACCAACAUGGAUUUAUGCAACUUAAGGUCCCCAUACACGGGCCGAUUCUAGCUGCCGAUAUGGGUCCCUUAGACCGAUUCA
Molecule: messenger RNA, 1417 nt
Organism: Xenopus tropicalis (tropical clawed frog)
Lineage: Eukaryota; Metazoa; Chordata; Amphibia; Anura; Pipidae
Exons: 4
Coding region: 215-1012 (265 amino acids)
Source: RefSeq, a predicted model, not a curated record